AGUGAAGUGUGUAGAAAUUAAUGGAACUUUUAAACAAAAUGCGCUCAGCGAGUACCUUGCCCGUUGUGGCUAUGAUUCUGUGCAGCGUCCUGGUUUCCGCAUCGCCCAUCGACGAGGUAUAUAAGAGACAGUGCAAUUGGAGCCCAACAAACUGGUGCAAUAAUUUAAGCAAUGCCAACGACUGUCAAGCGACAGGAUACUGCAUCCAAAACGUCUGGGAGAACCAGGUGGUGCCUGUGGACUCAAAUCCUAUCUGCCAGAUAUGUAAGGGCAUGAUCAAGCAGGCACGCAAUGAGUUACCCUGCGAUGAUUGCAACACGAACCUUAUACACAUAUUUGAAGACUCCUGCAAAAAGAUGCCCAUUAAACAUAUGCGACAGAAAUGUACCGACAUUACAAGGAACACCUUCCCAGUGAUUAAUCAGUUGAUGUUCUCGAGAAUGAGCCAUGAGCAAAUUUGUACAUUGAUGGAGUUUUGCAACGGAGACAGAAGCUACCAAACUGCAGAGCUAAAUCCAAACAUGGAUCAAACUGAUCAGCUCUCGUGUUCGAACUGCAACCAACUCAGGCUGGCCUUGAAAGAGAAGUUUGAGUCUACCGGACCCAACGAAAUGAUUGAUGACUUUUUGGACACAUGCUACAGCCUCGACACCCUAGCGGACACUUGCUUCAACCUCGUCACCUACUACUUUGAUAACAUCUAUGAACUGACAAAGCAGUAUCUCCAGUCGAAUGACAUUUGCCGUGAUAUUAACAUUUGUCCGAAUUCUGUGAUUGAACCAGAGGCAGUGCUAUUCCCCGCGGUCAGGAACAAUUUGAAUAUCUGUACAAAGUGCAUGGAAAUGGUACGACAGGCACGCGAGGCUAUUCUAAAAAACUCAACAGAGGCUCAGUUCAAAGAAAAGCUGAUCAAUUUUUGUAUGAAAUUUCACGGCGAAAAGCAUCAGUGUACGAUUGCUGCUGACCAGUAUUAUCACAUACUUUAUAAUAUGUUGAAAAAUGGAGGAGAUGACGAAAGCAUAUGUAAAAAACUCUUGUUCUGCAGCAAGCCCCAUGAAACAGAGGACAAAAUUAGGCUUGAAAUCAAGGUCUUAGACGCCAAUCGCGGCGAAACGCUGCAGUUGAGCACUGAUUUCGUGAACAAGGAGUCCGUCAACUGCCACAUCUGCAAUAAGGUGAUCGUGAGUUUGCGUGAAAUGCUUAAAAAGAAUAAUGAUAUCAAAAUGGCAUUGAAACACGUGUGUCAAGUGCUAAAGACGGAAAAUCUGGAGAACGAAUGUCAGAAUAUGUUAAGCCAGCACUCCGACUUGAUAAAGGACCUUGUUAAAGCGAAAAUGGACCACCAACAAAUAUGCCGAACUCUGAACAUGUGUUUAUUAUACGAAUCACAGAAUUUUAUCUAUGUCGACGAGACUCUAGACUCUCAGUUGAAAAACAGCGAGCGGUUCGAUGUUGCUGAAACACAGGAAGGCUUUGAUUUGGAUCAAUCUGUAGAUAAUACCGUCUGCAUAUUGUGCACUGAGGUCACACAGAAAAUUAAGGCGAUUGUAAAUACUGAAGACAAACGGAGAAAUUUACUUACAGCUGUCUCAAAUGCUUGCCACAUUAUUCCCCCAAUUUUCCGUGGUGUCUGUCGCAUGAUGACUAAUACUUAUGGGAGGUUUGUUGUAAAUAUAUUAGAAAAUAGUUCAACACAGGAAAUUUGUCAAAUGGUAAAGUUUUGCUUAAGUCAGGAAGUUUUUAAUGCAGUUAUCGAAAACGUGCAAUUGCUUUCUAUGGAACAAGACACGCGUGAUGGAUUUGUGAAACCUCUACGCUGGAUAUGCGAAUGUGUGCUGUCAAGUAUUGAAAAAUUGGUGGAUUCCAAAGAAAAGCGGAGCAACUUAAUGCAUACCAUGCUGUUCGGCUGUGAUCUUUUACCGAGCUUUAUCCGCAAUCCUUGUACCUACUUCGUAGAAAGCUUUGCCCCCAUUGGCCUGAAUAUACUCAGCAGCAUGCAUCCCGCAGAAUUCUGCGAGUUCCUGCCAUUUUAUCCGGGCGUCACGGGCUUAGAUAACUAUGAUAAUACUACACAGUAA
Messenger RNA from Drosophila hydei, 2078 nucleotides. Its product is annotated as prosaposin-like. The record is from RefSeq and is a predicted model, not a curated record. The transcript is spliced from 6 exons. NCBI's taxonomy places the organism in Eukaryota, Metazoa, Arthropoda, Insecta, Diptera, Drosophilidae. Gene Ontology annotation, cellular component: lysosome. Gene Ontology annotation, biological process: sphingolipid metabolic process. Bases 21 to 2078 code for a protein of 685 amino acids.